UCGUGCACAAGGACCCGGGGCUCGCCUGCGCGGUCGUAUAGGGGGUUCUCCGGGGGGUGGCGGUCACCACUACCAGAAGGAGGUGCUGCUGCUCAUCGACGAGCAGAAGGAGAUCCUGGAGGCGCUCGAGCAGCACCAGUUCGAUGCCCUCGCCCUGCCCGUAUACAACCGGAUCGCGCGCUGCCCCACCAGCUGCAGCUCCCAGGUUCUUCAUAUGGAAGGGCACAUAUAUUGAGCACCUAAAGUCAUCGGGGAUAAUGGCAGCAGAUCCAUCUGGCGUCUUUGAAGGCCAGAUCAAGUCUGCACCUGCUGUGGCGUCAUCAGACAGCUUGGCAGAGGUGCUUAAUCAGCUCCGCCAGGUGAACGAGGGCAUACCCAACAUAAACACCGGUUUAGCUGAGGCAAGAAUGGCUUACAUGGGUGUUUUCUGCACUCCAAGGAUAACCAGGAUGAUUGUGUUGUCCCUGUUCUAUGUUUGGCUUGGCUGCACUCUCGCUAAGUUCAUCCAGAUGUGAUGCUCAUUAGGGUAAGGAAUUUGGUAGUUUCAGUUCUGAUUUAGUCUAGGAAUUUCGUGUAGGGAUAAUUUGUACAC
Lolium rigidum is the source of this 592-nucleotide messenger RNA. RefSeq lists its product as uncharacterized. The coding region runs from base 144 to 515 and encodes 123 amino acids. The transcript has 2 exons. Lineage: Eukaryota; Viridiplantae; Streptophyta; Magnoliopsida; Poales; Poaceae. The record is from RefSeq and is a predicted model, not a curated record.